Messenger RNA from Elaeis guineensis (African oil palm), 3832 nucleotides. Its product is annotated as nonsense-mediated mRNA decay factor SMG7. Gene Ontology annotation, molecular function: telomerase RNA binding; telomeric repeat DNA binding; protein binding. Gene Ontology annotation, cellular component: telomerase holoenzyme complex. Gene Ontology annotation, biological process: nuclear-transcribed mRNA catabolic process, nonsense-mediated decay. The record is from RefSeq and is a predicted model, not a curated record. NCBI's taxonomy places the organism in Eukaryota, Viridiplantae, Streptophyta, Magnoliopsida, Arecales, Arecaceae.
GUCUUACCGACCCUUCUUUAACGCCAAGCGAAGCCGUCGCGUUUCUCUUCUUUCUCUCGCUCUCUCGUUGUUUCCGUCUCCUUCCCCUCUUCUGGAUCAGGGGAAGUGUUCGUGCUGCACAUGUGAUGGAUGAUGACGGUACCAAUGAAUAGCUCAUCUGCUCCCUCGUCAAGGGAGCGUGUACAGAGUCUUUACAACAAGAAUAUUGAAUUGGAGAAUGGAUUGAGGAAGUCAGCAAAGUCAAAAGUCCCUUCAGAUCCCAAUGCAUGGCUUCAAAUGCGUGAAAACUACGAGGCAAUAAUUCUUGAAGAUCAUGAAUUCUCUGAAAAACAUGAGAUAGAGUAUGCUUUAUGGCAGUUACACUACAGGAGGAUUGAGGAGUUCCGAGCACACAUUAAUGCCGCAGCAUCCUCAGGAGGAGUAACCACAUUACAAGUUAAAAGUCCUGUUCAGCCUGAUCGAAUAAAGAAAAUACGUGCUAUUUUUAAAGGUUUUCUUUUAGAGGCAACUGGAUUUUAUCAUGAUUUAAUACUUAAGAUCAGAACAAAAUAUGGCUUGCCUCUGGAUUAUUUUUCUGAUGCUCCUGAGAGCCAAAUUACACUGGAAAAAGAUGAAAAAAACUCUUUUGAGAUAAAGAAAGGGCUGAUCUCUUGUCACCGCUGUCUGAUAUAUUUGGGUGAUCUUGCUCGUUACAAAGGACUUUAUGGGGAAGGGGACUCUGUCAGUCGAGAUUAUGCUGCUGCUUCUGGUUACUACCUACAGGCUGCUUCCCUUUGGCCUUCAAGUGGCAAUCCACAUCAUCAGCUUGCAAUACUUGCAUCAUAUUCUGCUGAUGAUCUUCUGGCACUCUAUCGGUAUUUUCGGAGCUUGGCAGUGAAUAAUCCUUUCUUAACAGCAAGGGACAAUUUGAUUAUUGCAUUUGAAAAGAACCGCCAAAAUUGUUCUCAGCUCCCUGGUAGUUCCAAAGUUUCUUCUGCUAGGACAUUGCCUAGUCGAGCGACUGGGAAGGGAAGAGGACGAGGAGAUUUCAGGCCUGCAGCUAAAGAGACAAAAGUCGAAAGCACUCGAAUCAAAGAACGAGAACUUAGUACCCCUGAGGUUUUUAAAGCUUUCUUGACUCGAUUUAUUCGACUUAAUGGCAUCCUCUUCACACGAACAAGCUUGGAAACUUUUGGAGAAGUAUUUGCUCUGGUCAUCAGUGAUCUUCUUGAGCUGCUAUCUUCUGGACCUGAGGAGAAGCUAAAUUUUGGUCAAGAUGCUGCGGAAAAUGGACUGGUCAUUGUGAGGCUUAUUGCCAUUCUUAUAUUCUCAGUUCAUAAUGCGAAGAGGGAGUCUGAAGGGCAAUCAUAUGCUGAAAUUUUGCAGCGUACUGUGUUGCUUCAAAAUGCAUUUACAGCUGCCUUUGAUUUUGUGGGACAUAUCCUGAAAAGAUGCACACAAUUGCAUGAUGCUGCAUCAAGUUAUCUUUUACCAGGUAUUCUAGUUUUCAUGGAGUGGCUUGCAUGCCAUUCAGAUAUUGCAGCUGGCAUUGAUAUUGAAGAAAAGCAAGCUGCUGCAAGGUCAUUCUUUUGGGAUCAGUGUGUAUUACUGAUGAACAAACUACUGCUGAGUGGGCUUGCUGAUGGAGAUGAGGAUAAAACCUGCUUUUUGGAAAUGAGCUGGUAUGAUGAUGGGGAAAGUGGUAGUAUGCUUGCAUUGUGGGAGGACUUUGAGUUGAGAGGGUUUUCACCCUUAGCGCCAGCACAGCUCAUCUUAGACUUCUCAAGGAAGUAUUUACUUGAAAAUGAUGGGAGCAACAAGGAGAACAGUGCUCGUGUGAAAAGGAUUCUUGCAGCAGGACGGGCUCUUAUGAAUGUCGUUCGGAUUGGUCAACAAGAAAUUUAUUAUGACUCAAAACUGAAGAAAUUUGUAAUAGGUACCAAGCCUCCUGCAUAUGAAGAUUUAGAUGCAUCCAAGUUAGAUGAUUUCAAAGUAGUAGGUCCAGUUGGAAAUAUGGGAAUGAUGCAAUCAAAUACAGCUAAUCUACAAGCCAAACAAUCUUGGGGGCAGCUAUAUGCAGAUGGAGAAGAAGAAGAUGAAGUAAUUGUUUUCAAGCCUAUGGCUGUGGAAAAGUACGCCAACAUGAGUAUGUCAGAGGCAAAUGCUUUUGGAAACAUCCAGCCUGCACAGAGUUCUUCCUUAGGUGAUCAGUCAGCUUAUGGUGGUUUGCUUUCUGCUGCUUUCAGUAAUAGUCAGGUGUCAGCUGCUCUAAAUGGCAUUUCGCGACCACCCAUAACUAUGUGCAGUGUCUCUCAGCCUCCUGCUCAGCAUAUCACUCCAAGCACUUCAAAGUGGUCUACGGAGCAAGAGUCAUUUAUCAUGGGCGGGCUUAAGAAUUUGAGCAUUGCGGAAAAUGACAUAUAUGCUAAUCCAGGUUUGCUAAGUGGUCGGAGUAGUUUGCAGCCUACUUCAUUUUCCCCAUCACUUUCUGCAACUUCCAAUCUGAAUACCAGCUCUAGCAAUCAGUUAUCUGGUCAUAUAAAUGCGGGCAAAGCUGUUAUACCAGCAGAAGUUGAUUCCAUAAUUCCUUUGGAAGCAAAUUCUGAUGGUGCGGAUAUGAAAGUUGCAGCAUCUUUGCCAGCUUCGAGGAAAAUCCCUGUUAGCCGGCCGGCAAGGCACUUUGGACCACCACCUGGAUUUAGCAACCCUGCUAAGCAACUGGAGGACUCCAAUUUUAAAUUUACUAUCAAGGAAGAACAGCCUCAGAUGGAUGACUAUAGCUGGCUAGAUGGAUUUAAAACAUCAUCAAUCAGUGGUAUGGGGAUGGAAAAUUCCAUCAAUCGUGCCACGCAUAUAUAUCCGCAAGUUACUGCCAGUAAUAGUAACAGUGUUUCUGGUCCUAUUACCUUUCCUUUUCCUGGGAAACAGUUUUCUACUGUUCAGCCUGAGAUGGCAUAUGAGAAGAAGUGGCAAGAUUUCCAGCUUUUUGAGCAUUUGAAGUUGGAUGCAGAAAAGCAGCUUCCCCAAGCAAGUCAGCAGUCUGCAUUGCUACCAGAGCAGUAUCAAGCACCAUCGUUAUGGUCUAGCCAUUUCUUUGUGUGAUUCAAAAGGAUAAGUGGUUGUUGACAAUUUGUUGCGGUGAGUGGCCUCUAGCUUGAGUCUAUCAACUUGGGCAGCCACUUUUGCAGCUCUUCCAGUGGUUGGUAAAUCUCAGUGGGAACAAGGUGAUCUUGGGAGCAUAGCAGGUACCUGCUUCUGAAAUUGGGUGUGCUGAGCCUUCCAGACGUGAACAAAGAUCAUUUAGAGCAGGGAGAAAUCCUGAGCUAUAGAUGUCCCUGGUUGGUCGCUUGGUUCGGCAAUUUUAAGCAUAGCUAGAGCUUUUAACGGGAUUGGAUCCUACUAGCAUGAACCUGAGACAGCAGUUUGGGUGCUUCAUUGCUCUAUGUUACAUUUCUCUGAUCGGUCAAGCUGCUGAGAGAUUGUUAUAUCACUGCUUUUAGUAGCGAAAGUGACUGAUCAUUAUAAGUAAAGCUGCCUGUAUGGCCCGGACUGAUGUCACAGUGGUGCAGAGGAGGCUGAUGGGCGAUGGUGCCCUCCAAAUUAAAUUAGAAUGGAAACACGAAGCAUAGCUUAAUAUAUGCGUAAAGCAGUUUGUAUGCAUUUUGUUACUAGCAGUACUACUAUGAAAUAAUCGUGGAUGUGGUUUCUUAUGCGUUGAACUGAUGUGUGGUUUCUUAGGUUCUUGUGUUUCUGCCUAUUUUGGCAUAUGAGUUGGCUGUGUUAUGCCUUUCUAGGUACUGGUAUUUUAGACAACAAGCGAAUGAUAAUUUGGUUUGCUCACAAGCUUUUGGCU